CAUAUGUCGGAGGCUUUACUGUCUUUGUAAGCGACUCAUAACACUGGCAACAUAUUUCCCAACCAUUUUACAUUACAUAGAUUUUACACACACACAAUAUAUUCCCGCCAUGCUCCACCAUCUCCCGACUCCCAGCCAGUCUGCGGAUAUUCCCGGUGUGCGUUCCGGCUUCAACUUCGUCAACUGCCGGCGAAAUGCGGAACUGCUGGCCCAGGGAUACCAACCGCCGAAGGCUGUGCGCACUGGCACAUCCAUCGUGGGCCUUAUCUACCGCGAUGGCGUUAUCCUGGGCGCUGAUACCCGCGCCACCGAAGGACCCAUUGUCUCCGAUAAGAACUGCUCCAAGAUCCACUACCUGCAGAACCACAUUUACUGUUGUGGCGCUGGAACCGCCGCCGACACUGAGAUGAUGACCGUGAUGACCUCCGCGGAGCUGGACAUGCACAGCCUGAACACUGGACGCUCGGUGGUGCCGGUGGUCUGUGCCAGCAUGCUUCUUCGCCGCACCUUGUUCCGUUACCAGGGCCACAUCGGUGCCGCCUUGUUGCUGGGCGGCGUGGAUAGAUCGGGGCCGCAGAUCUACUGCAUUUAUCCGUGCGGUUCAAAUGACAAAAUACCAUACGUUGCCAUGGGUUCUGGCACUCUGGCGGCCAUGUCCGUGCUGGAGCAUGGCUGGCAUCCGGAUCUAGAUUUUGAGGAGGGCAAGCAGCUGGUGCGCGAGGCCAUCUCGGCCGGUGUCUUCAACGAUUUGGGCUCCGGAUCGAACAUCGAUCUGUGCGUGAUCACCGCCAAGGGGGCCAACUACCUGCGCACAGACACGGUGGCCAGCGAAAGGGGCGGACGUUUGGGCAAGUAUGCCAUCAAGCCCAACUCCACUUUGUUCACCUCGAUGUCGGUGAACAGUCUCUUGGUCACUGAGGAGAAGAUCUACUCACCGUCCCAAAUGAUGGAUGACCAGCAGUCUGGACCCAGUGGCCUCCAGGGAUCCAGAGAGGAGGAGGAAGGUGAGCCGCAGCCAGGAGGAUCCCAGAAUCGGCCAUAGGGUAGUCCUCAAAAUGUUCAUUGUCUUUAUGAAAAUUACCUGUUAACCAGCUUGUUUAUGCCAUAAAUGUUUUCAACGAAGGUA
Messenger RNA from Drosophila kikkawai, 1126 nucleotides. RefSeq names its product Proteasome beta2 subunit-related 1 (gene Prosbeta2R1). Lineage: Eukaryota; Metazoa; Arthropoda; Insecta; Diptera; Drosophilidae. Gene Ontology annotation, molecular function: threonine-type endopeptidase activity. The record is from RefSeq and is a predicted model, not a curated record. Gene Ontology annotation, cellular component: proteasome core complex.